Messenger RNA from Phalaenopsis equestris, 644 nucleotides. Its product is annotated as protein STRUBBELIG-RECEPTOR FAMILY 6-like. NCBI's taxonomy places the organism in Eukaryota, Viridiplantae, Streptophyta, Magnoliopsida, Asparagales, Orchidaceae. The coding region runs from base 60 to 644 and encodes 194 amino acids. The transcript is spliced from 4 exons. The record is from RefSeq and is a predicted model, not a curated record.
UUCAUCCCCUCUAUUUUUUUUUCUUUCUUUCCACCUGCUCUUCCCUGCAUUAAUACUCCAUGGAACAAUUCCUCGCCCACCAACAUUCCAUUCUCUCCCUCCUCUGCUCCUCCGAAGGAAUGUCAAACGCAACCGCCGCAGCGCUGCUUCUUCUCUUGGCUGCGGCCAUCUCCGGCUACCUUCAAACUGCCGCCGCCGCCGGAGAAAUCGAUCAAGAUGCUGCGGCUCUUCGAGCGCUUAUGGAUUCAGUGAAGAACAUGCCGCCGGGUUGGGGGAAAUCGGAAGAUCCCUGUGGUUCUCAGCCGUGGGAGGGAGUUAGCUGUGCUGGUUCCCGAGUUACACAACUGAAAUUGUACAAUAUGGGCUUGAGGGGAACUUUGAGUGGUGACAUUGGAAGCCUAACAGAAUUGAAGAUUCUGUUUUCGCAUGGCGCGGGGAGCGAUCGCGAAUCUCGGCCGUUUGGGGCGAAGGCUUUUGCGCGGCGGUAUGCCUUUUUGGCGAAACGCGGGCAGCAGAUUGAACCCUGCGGCCUGCAUUCGAGCGAUGGAUUAUUACCCUGGUUACCCUUUGUCACUGCAGAGAUGUGGGAGAAACUAGAGAUGCUGGAGAAUAGAGAUGGCUUUGCUCCGUCGCCAUUGCCAUGA